Molecule: messenger RNA, 201 nt
Organism: Linum trigynum
Lineage: Eukaryota; Viridiplantae; Streptophyta; Magnoliopsida; Malpighiales; Linaceae
Source: the annotation of a GenBank genome assembly
AUGGGCACAAAAUGCAAACUGAUGAUUGAGCGCGAGGCUGGCAUUCCUGGCACGACGGAAGUGGACUACGGCGUCCUAAUUAGGUCACAAGACUCGAAGGAAAACGAGAGAGAAGAGCAGUUUGAUGAUUGCUCACACCUUAGAAUCGCCGGUGCGGCAAUCGGCCGGCAGGCGAGGAAGGAAUUUGGGAAAGAGCGGUGA